AAAUUAAGUUGUAGAUCUAGCUAACUAGAUCUAGAAUCUAGAUCUAGACUCUCUAUAUUAUUAUUACACUAUGACUAUAGACACUAAGACAGUAUCACUUGAUAAGUUGAUUUAGAUUUUAGAUGAUGUCUAUAUAUGUCGAUGUAGUCUAGAUCUAAUCUAACUAGUAGACUAAUGUAAGAACGAUUAUCAUGGAUCUGAAAAAUACUUACUGUAAUGAAUUAAGAUCAGCGGAUGAAAAAAUGAAAAUGGGCCCUCUAGCACCUGUUGGGCACCCAGGUGUUUCUUUGGACUUCAAGUCCUCAGCUGUGGUCAAAUACACUUCAGUUAAGUUUCCAGUUCAGUUUUCAACUAUAAGGUUAGAUACUGACCUUAAUCAUCCACCCAGUGAUCGAUAUCGGUCUGGAUACUUUAUGUUUUCAGAUCAUCACAUGCGACCAGGACCCAGCAAAUUUUCAGAUUUUUUAAGCUUAAAUUUGGCUGAUACCUAUAAAGAUUUAGUGGGUAAAGUGGAUGUAAUUUCAUCUUCCAAAAAUAUCAAAGAUUUGCUUAAAAUGCCUUACAGUAACUCUCCACAUAUCAGUAUUAUGGUUCAUAGAGUGAGUAAAACUGUACUACUAGAGGAAUUCGAUGUUCAUAAAAAUCUCAUUAAAAUGCAAGCAGAAGAAUGGAGCUGGUUAAAGAAAUACUAUGAAAAUGUGAUAGCUAAAGGACAGGAAGAUAAGACUAAAUGGCUAGUUAGUGCUAAUCAAAAGAGAGAUUCCUUCACAGAAAAUAUGUACAUGAAUCUACUUCGCCACAGUUUUGCAGCAAGUGUUGGUGGUAAAGAUUGUACAGCGCUAGAAACAGCGGAGGACAAAUCUAGACAAGUACAUCAUAUCCCAGAUUCUUCUGAUGAUCUCAAAGGUUUUCAUCAUGAGACAUUAUGGAAAUUUGAAGACAUAAGUAUGUUAAUUGAUAGUGACCUGCCUAUAUUUGGCAGUGGAGAAACGCCACGGCCUUGUAUCAGCUUGAGAUUGCGAGAUGCUAGGUCCCCGCCAAUUAACAUACUGACAGGAUUAGACUACUGGUUGGAUAACCUGAUGAGCAAUGUUCCUGAAGUUGCAAUGUGUUACCAUGUUAAUGGUAUUGUGAAGAAAUAUGAAGUCAUGAGAACUGAAGACAUUCCAAACUUAGAAAAUUCCAGAUUUGAUCCUAAUGAAGUUCUUGACAUUGCCCAGAACAUAAUGUCAUUCAUUCGAAGGAAUGCAGCUGUUGAAGGCCAUACCUACUGGCUCUACAAAAGUGAAAAUGACGACAUGGUGAAACUGUAUGACUUGACUGACUAUUGUAAGAAUGAGAUCUCUGAGGGAGACAACCCAUUCACUGUACCUGUUGGAUUACUCUGUCAUCGUGUGGGUACCAACUUGAAGAGAAGUGGCCAAAGAAGAAUGGCUGAUGCAAGAGCAAUGUUUGAAAAUUGUCUUCGGCUCCUUGAUGAAACAAAACAUGCCCAGAUCUGUGCAGAGGCUCACUUUCACUUGAGCGACAUGUGGGUUCCAGACAAAUCUGUGCAUGAUGUCUGGCAGGAGAAAGGAAAAAUAUCAGAGCCGCCUUCUGACUUGUAUGAUGAAGAUGAAAACAGUUCAGAUGAAAACAACGGUCAAGAGCCAAAGGCAAGAACUCACAGGGAUCAUCUAAGUGUUGACAAUGUGAAAGCUAUCAAGGGAGAGAAUAAAAGUUACUUAGAAAAGUUUCCGGAGGGAGAAGAGAUAAAGAAUUCUGUAGCUCUGAAGGAGCUUGUUGUCAGGGGAAUGGUUAAAAAAAAAGCAUGGGAAGUUAUACAGGCUUGUCGAAUAGCUGGUACAACUGAUGAGCGUUGCAAGAUGGCAUUAUCACAUAUACGCAAGGGCCUCAACUGUGUAGACAAAGACUUGCCAAGGGGUAAAAAUAUAGGUCUGGUUGAAAAGCAACAAACUUGCAGUCCAUCUAAAGCCAUACCCCUCUUCUACAAACCAUUGAAUCUUUACAGAAAAGUGAACACACAUGACACAGAGUCAGAUAGUGAUACGAAGGAUGAAAUUUCCUCAGAAAGUGAUAAGAAAGAGGACAUUUCUUCAGGAAGUGAUAGAAAGGAGGACAUUUCUUCAGGAAGUGAUAGAAAGGAGGACAUUUCUUCAGGAAGUGAUAGAAAGGAGGACAUCUCUUCAGUAAGUGAUAGAAAGGAGGAUAUUUCUUCAGGAAGUGAAAGUGAGCCUAGAAUGAGUGAUCCUUUCUCUGCCAUACCUUUGCACUAUAAAAUGGAAAGCCAAGAUAAAGAUAACACACUUUCUGGUUCUAUUGGUCAUUUGACCCUGAAAGUUACACUCACAAAUGAAGUGUUGGAGAAUGCAGAUGAUGAACUGAGUUCCAGUCUAGAUGAAGAGAAUGAUGGCAAAUUUCAUUCUAAAACAUGGCAUGACCAGGCCAAGUUUCAGCUCUUGAGGAAAGCUGCCAUUACUUAUUUUGUACUAGCAAAAGAGUUUUUUGAGAUAAAAAAAUAUGGACACACUCUGAGACAUUUGCGCUAUGCCAUACACUGCUAUGAAAGCAUUGAGCUGAUUAAUAAAAGUGUGAGAAAUGAAAACCAGGACAAGGAACUUUACCUCAUGCUGUUAUAUUUAGCUGCAAAGGCUCGCUGUUGUAUAUCUUCCAACUGGCCUCAGUGCCACAGAGACUUUGAAGAUCUUGGCGAGGAAGAAGCAGCUAUACUCCAUUCUGCGCAGGCCUUGUUAGCCACACCAAAGAACUCCUGGAUCUAUGAAUGGCCCAUUAGUCAGGAAUCCAAUAUGCUAGCUGCUAAUGAUUUGUAUGAAAUAGCUUCCAAGCUGCUUGUCCUAGAUAAAAAACCUGCUGGAUUCAAAGUAGAGAUGAAAAAAAAUCAUGCUGCCUGCAUACUAAAUCUGGGCAACACACAGAUGGAGAUUUGUAAGGAGAAAGUGAUCACUAAUAAAGAAACAUAUGAAGCCAUAAAAGCAGUCUGGGAUAAAAGUAUGCGGAACUACCUGAAGGCCAUCAGCAUGUUUGAAUCAGUGAAUGAUAAAAACACAGCAGGCUACAUCUGCAGCAAUGUGGCCUAUCUGCAUGUGUUGGCUGCUGCUGCCAUCAAUAACUCAAACACCCAAGUGACCUUGACCCCAUCAGAGAAAGACCACCUGCAGAAAUCAAUAGAGUGGUAUGAGGAGGGACUCAGUAAAUAUGAGCGUGGAGAGGCUAUGGAUGAUGCCAGAGAAAACGUGUAUCACAAUAUGAGAAUGCAGUACCAGGAAAUGGCUCUGAGAUAUUUUAGGAUUCCUUCUGGCAAAGUCACAGAACAGGAUUUAAGAACAAUGAAAGAACUCAUUCAAAAGUCAUUGUCCUAUUGUUUUCUGGAUUCUGGAGGCAAACAUUUGAAAAAAAGUCAGAUUUGUGCAGGACUGAACCAUUUAAACCUGGCCAGGAUUUUUGAUGUGGAGAGUGUUAAUUGUACAAAUGCUGCAAGAAAAAGAAAUUUGAAGCAAAAAAUGGAAGAAAGUUUUCAAAAAUCUUUUGACAUUUAUGGCUUGAUAAAAUGGCGGCGUUCACAAAUGUGUGUGAAGUUUUGCUGGAUAGAUACACUUUUAGAAGAAACAAAAACACUGACAGUCCAAGCCAAAAAGAAAAUUGUUCGUGCAGUAUUUAGUCAUCUUUGUGAUUUGACUGCUCCACUUGUUGCUCUGAACAACAAUGAUUAUGAUGGAGAGGACAGCAUGGAUAUCUACAGCACAAAUUUCUCAGCUGUAAAAAAACUUCUUCUAAUAUUGAAUGGUGCCUUUUGCAGCUUCCUCAAAAUGGAAAGUACAAAUAUUGCCGUUAAGAAAUUAUAUGAACGAAGCUUGCGCCUAACAAGCUUAACUGAGAUGGAACAUUUGCAGCAACCACUAGUCAAUAUUUUAACAGAUCUGAAGACCUUGUUAGCAACUGAAGCACUGCACUGACCUAAUGAAUCAAUAUAGCAUACGACCAUCUUGCACCUGAUCACAGUAUUUUUUUUGUUGAGUCCAAUCCAUCAGAACCUUGCAUUCCGGAGUGUAAUUGAACACUUGAGCUUAGGACUGCUGUUGAUUCUAGACUAUUGAUUGAACAUUAAAUUGUUUACAUAGCAGUUUGUACACUGAGAAUUUGAUGGUGCUCUCUGGGGGCUUGCAUUCAGCCACUUAAACUAAUUUAUUCACUUCCUUUGAAGUUGUUAAACACUGUUGAACAGUAAUUAUGUAAUAUUGAUGUCCUUUAGUUUUUGUUUACUCUUUUGCUAUUUAUGUAAUUGCAAUGCAUCAAUGUUUUGUGUAACAUGGUUAUCUCCCUUUUGAUGAAUGGCAAUAAACACGAGCUAAAGUUUAAGCUGUUGAUUUGAUCUUGUGUGCUAAUAAAAUCUCUGAUUCUAUGUGAGACCUUGUAUUAAUGUAUUUAUUCUCUUAUCCUGAAUUGAAAAGUUACUCGUAAAAUUGAGACAUUUUAGAUUACUAUAAGUAUAUCUAGUAAUUUGAUUUGGGGAGUAGAAAUUUAGAAAAUACAAUACAAAGACUAAAAGACUAUUGUAAAAAUUGCUCACAUGAAAACAGCUUUUGGAUGGUUCAGAAAUUAAGAAAGUGGAUUUUAUUUACAAGCAUACAAUUGCAACAAAAGUUUUUCAAUGUGGUUAUUGAGAUUUGAUUAAAAUAAAAUGUAUACUGUUUGUACUUUUAUGUAUUACAUUGGAAAAUUAUUGGUUUGUUAAAAAUGUAAGUAAAAUGAUUGGAAUGAUUCUAGAACUUUAACUAUAAA
This is a messenger RNA of Biomphalaria glabrata, 4800 nucleotides long. RefSeq lists its product as uncharacterized. The record is from RefSeq and is a predicted model, not a curated record. Gene Ontology annotation, biological process: positive regulation of DNA-templated transcription. Lineage: Eukaryota; Metazoa; Mollusca; Gastropoda; Planorbidae. The transcript is spliced from 21 exons. The coding region runs from base 192 to 3974 and encodes 1260 amino acids.